Menidia menidia (Atlantic silverside) is the source of this 782-nucleotide messenger RNA. The record is from the annotation of a GenBank genome assembly. Lineage: Eukaryota; Metazoa; Chordata; Actinopteri; Atheriniformes; Atherinopsidae.
UUCAGCUAGUUUGCGUCAAGCACCUUGUUUGCGUUGCUACGCAACCAGUCAACAAUACACAACUCAUCGGGGGGGACCAGACUCAGAGAUGUCGUCCAAUUUCUCAGCAAACCAGUAUGAAGGAGCCUUCAAAUCGCAGAGGCUGCAGAACUGGUGUCAGCCCAAGCACUUCAAAGAGAGGGGCGGGGCGUGGCCGGACUUUAAAGGCACCUGGGAGCUGCCCGCCCGGAUCCCGGCAGGCCGCCUGGACCCCACGGCCCGCUCUGCGGAGGGCCUGAACAGGCUCAGGACCUGGGGGCUGUGGCCCGAAACGGCCACAGCCCGCCGGGCCCCCAAAGCUGAACCACACCUGCUCAGAUAAACCCGCCCGCCCGGAUGCUUCCCAUGAGAAAAAAACAAGACGUUCGUUUACCUGAUUACAGCCCGGGGGGAAGAACUCCUCCUCCUCCUCCUCCUCCUCUUCCUCUGUCUGUCUCUGCUUACUGUCAGCUCACUGUUAGGCCAGAGGGUCCCGGUCUGAGGAGAAACACAGCGGAACAAAAGCACCUUUCAGAGUGUUUAUCCGUCAGGUUUAUGGCGUUUGCGUCUGACUGGUGUGACUGGUGUUUCCCCCAAACGGGGACAUCUUAGUCCUCAGGGGACUUCUGGAAUCUGACAGAACAAAAGCUGAUAAUGCAUCAAAGUUGGUAUGUUUGUUCAAACUCUGUUAAAAAAACCCAACAACAUUUAAAAUCCCACAGCUUUAAAAUGCUGGAAGAUUUUUGAACGUUUGGCGUUUCUGG